AUGAGAUAUGGUCGUCAGCGGUGGACAUCAUCAACUCGAGAGGAACGGCGAGUGAUGCUGUCGUCUUGUAUCAUAAUCCAACAUUUAUUUGUGUCAAACAAGGUGAGUGAGCUCCAGGCUUUCGGUGAAAUUUUGCGUGAGUUGGCAUUCCCUUUGCGGUUCUUGAAUCACAAUCAGUGUGAGACGGAGCGUCGAAUGACAGGGAAUAGUAAUCAGCUCAUUAGUAGGCGACCGACGGGCUUUGUGCCUGAAACAGAAUGUGUACCAGAACUCGAUAGAAAUUACUUUCUGUACGAGUGUCCGCCACUAACAAUCUAUUCUCCCCGAUCUGCACCUGAGAAAGGCGAGGCGAGGUGGUUCCCUCGCCGACAGUAA
Danaus chrysippus (African queen) is the source of this 375-nucleotide messenger RNA. Lineage: Eukaryota; Metazoa; Arthropoda; Insecta; Lepidoptera; Nymphalidae. The record is from the annotation of a GenBank genome assembly.